AUGUCCAAGCUGUCGUUCAGAGCCCGCCAUUUGGAUCCGUCCAAGCAGAUGCCCAUCUACUUGGCGGAGGAGCUGCCCGACCUGCCCGAGUACUCAGCCAUCAACCGGGCGGUGCCGCAGAUGCCAAGUGGCAUGGAGAAGGAGGAGGAGUCGGAACACCAUCUGCAGCGGGCAAUAUGCACGGGCCUGAUCAUCCCCACGCCCGAGGUGCUGCAGACGGACCAGCCCUUCUACGAUGCCUACUAUCCGCCGGACUACAAGAUGCCCCGCCAAAUGAUCCACAUGCAACCUCUUGGGCUGGAUACCGAGGUCCCUGACUACGACAUGGACAGUGCCGAUGAGGACUGGCUCAGUCAGCAGCAGCGCCUGGAGCUCACCGAACUGAAGUUCGAGCAGAUGAUGGACCGGCUGGAAAAGAGCUCCGGCCAAACGGUAGUCACGCUGAACGAGGCCAAGUCGCUUCUCAACCAGGACGACGAGACCAGCAUAUCCGUCUACGACUACUGGCUGAACAAGCGCCUCAAGAUGCAACACCCGCUGAUCCUCACGGUGAAAACGGAGAGUCGACCCGGCGCCAGCUCCAACAAUCCGUAUCUGGCCUUUCGGCGACGUACCGAAAAAAUGCAAACCCGCAAGAAUCGCAAAAACGACGAGGCAUCCUACGAGAAGAUGCUCAAGCUGCGACGCGACCUGCAGCGCGCCACCACUAUACUGGAGAUGGUGCGGCGACGCGAGGAGACGAAGCGCGAUCAUCUCAAGAUGACGGUGAACAUCUUCGAGAAGCGCGUUGAAAUGCGCGACUUCAACGGUGCUGUCUACUCGGAGCUGAAUUCUCAGUACAAGAACACAAGGCCCGCGUAUAAUCCACUGUAUGCGAAUCAAUACUCACAAGGGGCGGCGGCGGUGGGAACGGCUGGUGCCAUUCUGGCCGCCCUGCCCACGGGUCUGCUGCCGAGCGGUGUUGGAGCGGCGGGCAAUGCGAAUGUCUUUGGCUCAGCGUCGCAGUACCUGAAUACGUCGAAUCUGACCAUGGACUCCAUCAACAGUGGCGGUGGCAACGGGAGCAGCAGUCGCAAGGAGAAGCGUCCCUACAAAAAGCGCAAGCACAAACUGCCCCGCGACAAGCAGCAGCACCAGCAGCAACCGCCGCAGCAGCACCAACAGCAGCAGCAACAACAGUAUUUGCCGGCUCUGCCGGCGGCUGGCGGCGCCGGAGUCUCGCCCGCGCACCACCUGCCCCACCAUCUGCACCACCUAAGCAGGCAGCAGAGCGCCUCGCCGGCGGCCAACGACUCGAUCGCUGACAGCGAGGAGGAGGACUACUUCGGCGCCGGUGCCCAGAAUGGCAACAAGCUGGGCUCCGAGAGCGAGGAGGAGACGCCGUUUGCAUUUAGGCGCAGGUCGAGCUGUAUUUACCUGCCGUCUCGUCACCAAGAUGGUCGCUAUCCGUUUGAUUCGGCCGACGAGGAGAUGGCGCCCAGUGGAGCUUGCUCGGAUGCCAAAUACCGUUACACACUGACCUCCCUUAAUUAUCCCAGGCCACGCUGCAUCGGCUUCGCGCGUCGUCGAAUGGGUCGUGGCGGUCGUAUCCUCCUAGACCGGGCCACAACGAAUUUCGACGACUUCUGGUCGCAGCUGGACUACACGGUGAUGGAGAGCGUUGUGGUUGAUAAAUUUGGCGACAAACUCAAGCAGGAGGAUCCCGAGCAAUUGUGCAAGCCUAGUUCGCCGCCCACGGUGGUGGAUCUGGUUCCCGCCGGAAAACCCGUUGAGGGUGAGCUGCCAGCCCCGGAUCUGAUAAAGGUGGAACCUCCCAGCGAUGUGGAGAAACCUGCAGCUGGAGUGGAAUCUGGCCAGGAGAGCAAAGAACUGGAGCUCGAGGAGAGAUCUGAGAUCGAAGUGGAGGAUGAAUACCUGGCCACUGAAGAUGAGAAUGUGUCACGGCUGGGAAUCUACAGCUCAGCGGUUACGUUACCCCAAAGUUCGAUAGAUCUUCGCCAGAAACGCCGCCGUCUGCGUCGCAAGAAGCAACAGUUGCGAGAACUAAAUGCAGCCAAGCGUCUGAAGAGAUCCUCGGAAGCGGUAGCGACGGCUGGGGAAGUUGAACUGGAGGAGGAGGACACUAAACCAGCAUUGGGUCCUCUGCCCAGGGCCUACCUUCAGCGUUUGGCAUUGGUUCUCGGUCAAAAACUCAAAAAGGAAGAGGAUAAGGAAGUUUGCGAGAAUCUGGCACCAGAGCUGCUGGAUAAGAAUGAUAAGGAGCAGUUGCAGCCUCCGCGAGCCAAUCAUCAGCAGCACCACCGUUCCAACAACAACAACAACAAUACCGUGUUGAACAACAACAACAAUAGUAGUAGUAGUAGUAACGUUAUGAAUAAGGAUGUUAGCAUUAGCGAAAAAAUCAAUGUGAUAAAGCAGGAGGCGGAAGAGAUAGUCGGCGUCGAAGGCCAGGAUCAGCCGGUGGCUUCCACCUCGGCCGCAGCGGCGGCCGCACGUGCCGCUGAAGCAGCCGCUGCAGCGGAGGCAGCCGCGUCGACGGGCACGCUUGCGACCGCGAAUGCGGGACCCUCGCUGGAGGAGGUGGCCAAGACGAUAAAGCGCGAACUGAUCGAUGCCGACGACUCCAACGAGCCGCUGAGCAUCAUUCGUACAGCAGCUGUCCUACAGUCUUCGCAACCCGAUCCCGAACUCAUGGACGACGAAGCGGAGGACGAUGUCAAUCUCGCCCAGCUGAGCAGCAUUAUCCGGCAUACGGCGGUUAAAAAGGAACUGGAGGCCCAGCAGCAUCAGCAACAGGUGGAGCAUGAGCAGAUGCAGGCCGCCAGGCGCAUGGAGGAGGAUGAAGCCGUUCCCUGUCUGAACCAGCUGCCGGAUGUGAUUCGCCUGCGAAAUCUGCGCAACAGCCAAUUGCAUGCGAGGCCCAAGGACCUGUUUAUACAAGCUCCUGUCGAUGAUGAAUUCAAUGCGGACUACUUGGGUGGACUGUCGCCCACCUCCAGCCAGCGACUGGACAUAUGCAAUGAGCUGCUCUCGGAGAUCCGGCGUGAUUGGCUGCACUUCAGGCCUAAAACACCCACAGAUGAGCUGUCCGAUAGCGAGGAUUGCGAAGUGGGCAAGUCCUGUGAUAGUCACGCUGUAGACUGGACUCAGGACACGCCCAUAAGUGUGGAACUCAAUCGGUUGGGCAAGCGAGAAGCGGAGGAAUCCGAUUCCAACUCGUACUUCCUGAGUAGCGGCUUUAAGUACACGGAUCUCGAGUCGGAUGCCCAGCUGCUGCAGACGGUGCAAGUCCAGGAGUUCGCCCGCGGCAGCAGCAAGAGCCCCAACUGCUCAGGAUCGGGCUCGGGAUCUGCUCUGGAGUUCAACCUGAGUGGCGGCGACUCACUAAACGAUAUCAACAACCUGUUGGGCGACGAUGACGAAGACGACAACCACGAGCAUAUGCUAGACAACAUCCUACAGGAGUGCGCCAUGGAUGAUCCCAAGGCAUUGAACCAGGCCACUAGCUUCUGGAACGGCAUCCUGGAUGGUGAGGCAGCCGUGGACGAAGUGGAAAUCGCCGAUCAGUUGCUGGAUUGUAUAGAUGAAAAGAAACCCAAGGUGGGUGCUGCUGAUUCAUCAAAGCGCGCAGGCCGCAACCGCAAGACGAAAUUGGCUCUAAGCCCGGUGGGAAGUUCCGCGUUUACAGUGUGUCCCACGGCGGAGUCGAUCAAGGAGCGUGAGCUCUUCUUCAGCCAAGCCCCACCAGUUGUGGUGACGCCCAAAGAGGAACCUCCUGCGGAAGUUGAACAGCCUGAAGUGGUGGCCAAGGAAGCAGUGAUUUUGCCUGUAAAGGUUGAGGCGGUCGAGAAACCCCAGGGAGAGAUCGUUCCUGUCGCUCCGCAGGCACAACAGCUGCCACCACAAGCCAUUGCUCUGCCCACGACGCAGCUGAUCAACAUACCCGCCCAGAUAACCACGCAGAAGCAGCAACAGCAGCCGCAGGUGACGCAAUUGCUCAAUCAGUUCGCCAACGCCGGUCCGCAGAUCAUCGCACGCACGGAAUACGGCGGAGGAGCAGCCGUGGGCGAUAUAGUGACAAUCACUCCGCACACGGGAAGCAGUCCGCUGCCCACGCUCACCGCUCAGCAGCAGCUGCAACACCAGUUGGCGCAGGCUCAACUCCGGAACGUGACUGUCCAGCAGCGACAGGCGACACCUCAAACCGCCAACCAGAACCAGAAUCCCCAGCAGCAGCAGUUGCUCUUCCAGAUGCAGCGGGAUCCCUCGCGCUCCCUGACGCCUCUGCAAGCUGCCGGCGCUGGCGCCACGGGCAACCAAUUGAUUUACACAACCAGCUGCGGUGAGAUUGUCACAGCAGCAGGUGCGGCGGCGGCAUCCCAAAAGGUCACAUAUGCCAUCCAGAAGGCUGGAGUCACAAGUGGAGGAGCCACCACCGCUUCCAUUGGACCCAACACGGUUAUCACGCUAUCCAAUGUGAAGGUACAGAAUGAUGAUAUCUCCUCGGGCAGCAGCGGCAAUUCGGGAUCUAGUGUGAACAUCAUCAACACUGCCAGUGGCCAGCAGCUAGCCGUGCACAGCAUUGCCGGGAUGCAGCAGCAGGGCCAACAGCAGGUGCAACAGGUGACCACCAGUACGCCCUUGCUUGUCGCCACGCCCACCCGAAACAAUGUGCAGCAGCAACAGCAACAGUUGGUGCAGCAGCAACCGAUUGUGUGGCGCCAGGUGAGCGGGACAAACACGGCGGUGGCCACCACAGCAGUGCUCUCCACAACGGUGGACUCCUCGCCGAAGGCGGUAACCAAUCAGAUCCUCUGGGCCAGCCGAGCCACCCAGAAAAGGCAACUCAACGGACCGGAGAGUACGGACAUCAACAAACUCCUGCUCAAUCGAAAGCUGCCGCGCAAACAACAGAUGCAGCAACAGCACCAGCAGAUCCAGCUGACCAAGCAGCAGCUCCAACAAUUGGUGCAGCACGAGGAACUGGAUGAUCUGGUGGCCACGUCGACGGGCAACAGCAGCGAACAGAUGGACACGAGUGACGGACUGACGCAGCAUCAACAACUACAACAACUACAUCAGCAUCAGCUGCAAAAGCUCAGCAAGGUGAUCAAGAUGUCACAGUUCCCGCUGCUCGUAUCGGAUGUCAAUCUGCAGCAGCAACAGCCGGUCUCUGGUCAGGGACAGCAGCAGCAACUAAAGCCGAACUCGGCGGCAGCGAUAGCAGCCAAUCACAACUACAGUCUGCACCCUGCCUCGACGGCAAUCAUCACCGCCCAGGCAACACCCCAGCAGGCCAACAAGAUCUUCCUGACCAGCAGCAACAGCGGAGGCGGCGGAUCAGCUGGCAACUUUACCAUCGCCACAGCCAGUGAACAGCAAGCGGCGGCGGCUGGCCAAAAGCUGCACUACAAGGAGCUGCUCAAUUCCAAUCUGAAGCUGAACUUUGUCAGCAGCGCCGGCACGGGUGAGCUACUGAACAAAGCCCAACAGCAGCAGCAGCAGCAACAACAGCAGCAUCAGAAGCUUAAGACGUUGGCCACAACGGGAAAUUCCCAACCUGGCCAGGGAGAUAAGCGUGUGCUCUACACGAGUCUGCUGAAUGUGAAACCGCUGCAAAAGAACAACAGUGGCCAGAUGCAGAUGCAACUUGGUGGACUGCAGCAGGUGCUACGCGGACGUCUCAACAAUUCGGCGAUUAUAACUAGAACCCUUCCUCUGGGCACCACUGUGAACAGCACAGGUGGUGCUGGAGGACCCACCACCACUACCAUUAGGCAGUUGGUCAGCACGAAUGCGAACAAUGUGAGCACUCAGGAUGGCAGUCUGCUGAGUGCCAAGGAUGUGGGCAAAGCAUUGACCGUGGAGCAGGUGAUAGCCAGUGCCAACAAUGGCGGAGUGGUGCUGCCUACGAGUAACAACAACAACAAUAACAAUAAUGGCAGUGGAGCGGGCGGAAAUGGAGGGACUUUGAGCAGCGGUGUGAAUGCCACGGGAUCUGGCGGAGGCGGAGGAGCUACUGGCACGGGAGCUGGUGUGACGUCCACCAUCAACAGAUGAGACGCGGACGGCAGCAGAAGCAGCAGCUAACAUCGAGUGCAACCCUUGCAACAACCGCCCAGCGGCACUUCGCUCAGUUUGGCAGCAACGCAACCGGAGGCGGAAGCCCAGGCGGUGGCCAUAUCCCUGCCUCUGGC
Messenger RNA from Drosophila subpulchrella, 6197 nucleotides. RefSeq lists its product as uncharacterized. Gene Ontology annotation, cellular component: piccolo histone acetyltransferase complex. Gene Ontology annotation, biological process: regulation of transcription by RNA polymerase II. The transcript is spliced from 10 exons. The record is from RefSeq and is a predicted model, not a curated record. Lineage: Eukaryota; Metazoa; Arthropoda; Insecta; Diptera; Drosophilidae. Bases 1 to 6060 code for a protein of 2019 amino acids.